Molecule: messenger RNA, 2911 nt
Organism: Lates calcarifer (barramundi perch)
Lineage: Eukaryota; Metazoa; Chordata; Actinopteri; Centropomidae
Product: perlucin-like protein
Exons: 8
Coding region: 1308-2258 (316 amino acids)
Source: RefSeq, a predicted model, not a curated record
UGACCUCCUGUCAUCAGGCAAACAGCCACUAGUUCAACUGUAGUCUCUUAAAAUAGAGUAUUGAUCCUGUAAAUGACUGUAUCAUCAUGAAAGAUCAAUAAUUAAUAAAUCAAAUGAUUGAUUUAAACCUCUCUCUGACAGAAAGUGCUGUUUUCAGGAGUUUGUGUAAAGUUGUCGCAGCUGCUAAAAGAUGACAGAUAAAUAUCAACAAAGACAGAGAUGUCAACUACAACUGUCAAAUUCAUGUGGUGGUAAAUUAUUCAGGGUCAGUUUAAUAACUUAUACAUGAACCAAAUCAAAGAGUAUUCUGAGGCUUAAUUCAGCUUUGUGCUGAUUUCUCUUUAUGAAAUUUUUGUUUUCAUAGAGAUGUCAGUUUAUAUUUAUGUAAAGGGUACAGUGAUGCACAGCGAAUAGCAGCUAUCAUCAGUUAUUACAGUAAACAAAAGGUAGUUUGAAGUUAAACUUCUUCAUCAGUUCAUCAAAGCUCAUUAGAAAGAUUUAGGGAAAAGCCUGUUCUAUUAAAAGGUUUUAAAUCAUAUAUUUCUGAAUCAUAUUACAAAUAUAUUUGAAGAGUUUUAGGUAUUUAAAUUGGAAAUUAGUGUUUAGUUUGUUUCUCUGUUUGUCAUCUGAUUAUAACCGAGAAAAUCAGCUCUACUGCUUCCACAGCAUCAGUUACACGGGUCAGCUGAGAUGAGAGAAAAACUUACCUAGGCAUCAAGCAAGUCCGAUGUUUCCUGUUCGUAUUAUGCUGUGGAGAUGGUGUGAGAUGAAGCAGUGAUGUUUGUGUGUCAUGGAAAAAUCUGCACUAAAUGCACCACAGACUCAAAUGUUCCCACAAACAAACAAACACUGUAGGUUACCACAGUGGUAAAGGAAACUGUGGGUGCCAAAUUAUGUGAACAACAUUGGUAAUGAGGUUGAGCACCUCAUUGGAGGAAUGCUGCUGUUUGUGUGUUGCAGCAAAACAUGUUUUCCUGUUUUAAUAAUCUACAAUAAAAUGAACAUCUGUGUAAUCUAACACCAUCUAAUACAAAAGCACUGCAAGGAAGUGACACUUAUGAUGUCAGAGAGCUGCUAGUUUCACUGAUAAUAUCAGUUCAUGUGCUGUUGACAAUAGUGGAGGAAGGACUGUGAUCUUUUUGUUGUGCAAAAUAAGCAAUACUACAGAGUAGAAGUACUUCACUGAUAAUACAAGCAGCUUAAAAGUAGCCUAAGUCAGCUCAGAGGAACUUCAGGUCAGGGCUAGAGACCGGUGUCACCUGUCAUGGAGCCCAGCAGAUGUGUGAUGGCACGGCGUGCAGAGUUUGAUGACUGGUCAAAGCAUUACUCAAAAUGAACACUGGGCUCCUCGAGGACUAUUCACCAAUAUUUGGGCACAUUUACAUAACACUAUGCACAUAACAACUAUUGCUGGUCAAGGUGGAGCUAAUUUUAACAAUGUACUGCUGAGUUCAACAGGUGAAGCUCCUGCCUCUCAACAAACAAAAUCUACCAGAGGGUCAAAGUUCACAUCAGAGAGAGUGGCCCUGAUGGUUCUCUGUGCUCUGAUGGCAACUGCUGCCAUUGUUAUUUAUGGUCUCUAUUUAGAUAACUUCCAAACUCUCCAAACACUUAGAGAUGAGAAUGAAGCUCUGAAAAGAAACCUCACAGAGAGACUCAGUGAAACAAAACCAUGCACCACAGUGCAGCCUGUGUCUUCAAAACCUCCUGAAGUAAAAGAGAGACUCAGUGAAACAAAACCAUGCAUCACGGUGCCCCCUGUUUGCCCAACACCUCCUGAAGUAAAAAUAAAUGAUUCAUGUCUGAAGUGUGAAACAGGCUGGGAGCAACAUGGAGGACAGUGUUAUUAUUUCUCCACCAGCCGUUCAUCCUGGGAAGAGAGCAGAAGCUUGUGCAAACGUCGAGGAGGAGACCUGGUUAAGAUAGACAGCAGAGAGGAGCAGAGUUUCCUGGAGUAUAGACUGAGAGAAAAAAUGGAGGCUGUUCAGGACAGGUUCUGGAUCGGACUGACAGACUCAAAGACAGAGGGUGAAUGGUUGUGGGUGGACGACUCACCACUGAACACAAGUCUGAGUUUUUGGAUGGUAAAACAGCCAGACAACUGGACAGUGGAUGAUCCUGAUGGAGAGAACUGUGUGAGGAUGGGGGUGAUAGGAGGAGCAAUAAAUCUGAAGUGCUGGUUUGAUAAAUCCUGCAAAGCAAAUCAGAAAUAUAUUUGUGAGAAACAAGCAGAGAACGGACACUGGUCAUGUGUCUGAAAUCCAAUUAAGCCUGAGUUUAACAAUCUGUGACAUGAUGCUGGUUUUGACCUUGUAAACAUUUAAAGAUCUCCUCCAGACAGAUAUUAAAAAUACUUUGAAUAAUAUUUUGUGUCUGAUUUGAAAAGAAUCAUUCAGCUUGUUAUUGAUCUUCUUCAGUUGUGCUACAGCUCACAUCUAAAAUAUUUUAUAAACUAAUUUCAACCAUAAACUUAUUUUCUUCUUAUUUCAUUUUUUUUUUUAUUUCAUUAUUUUGUGUUCUUUGUUUGAAGCUUUAAAACAUUAAAACUGUAGAUACAACUGAUCCAACAUCUACAGUUUAGAAAUACAACAGAAACUGUGUUUUAACAUCUUUGAUUCAUUUUCUGUUUAAUGAAAAUAAACAGUCCUGUCUAUUUGUAUUUGUUUGUAUUAAACUGAGCAGACAGAGUGCGACAAGUUUCACUUUUUCCUGCUGUAAAAUUUGUUGCAGUUCUCCACCAGUGAGAAAACUACAGAUGCUGAGUGAAUGAAAAGGUAAAAGAACAAAGAGAGAACAGAGAGAGAACAGAAAUGACAAUUAAAACCUUUAACUUGUAAGACACAAAGACACAAAAAGGGAAAAAGCUCAUGGUGGAAAUAGUUAAGACAUAAAAGGACCAGAAGGGGGCGAC